GGGUCCAAAACCAUGUAUGCUUCUUCCGCAUCGGACUGUCGGAAGUGCCAAAUAUGCUGUAUCUGUUGAUGUUGCUUCGUCUGUGUUGCUGUCUGAGUGAGCACAGGUUGAAAGUGCUGUACGCGUUUGACAAGGAUGCCAGAAAUUGGACGGGUGAUCACAAGGCAAUCGGGUUGUGCAACCAACCGGCUGAUACACUGUCGUUUUCUGCAAUUGUUCUAGAAGAACCGGUCCCCAUCCCAUACUCCGCACUCUCUCCAAGCCAUAUGCUUUCGUUUUCGGGGUUCACAAGUUCGAGGCGAUGCGGAGAGGACAAAUGAUGGGAGGACGGCAAGAUUCGAUACACAUGUGCCAUUUCCGUUCUAUUUAGCCAGAUGACAGAUCAGAGUGUGCCUAUGACCCCUCGGCGAGCUC
Messenger RNA from Neurospora hispaniola, 414 nucleotides. RefSeq lists its product as uncharacterized. NCBI's taxonomy places the organism in Eukaryota, Fungi, Ascomycota, Sordariomycetes, Sordariales, Sordariaceae. Bases 54 to 320 code for a protein of 88 amino acids. The record is from RefSeq and is a predicted model, not a curated record. The transcript is spliced from 2 exons.